Molecule: messenger RNA, 3656 nt
Organism: Manihot esculenta (cassava)
Lineage: Eukaryota; Viridiplantae; Streptophyta; Magnoliopsida; Malpighiales; Euphorbiaceae
Product: formin-like protein 2
Exons: 4
Coding region: 482-3307 (941 amino acids)
Biological process (GO): actin nucleation; actin cytoskeleton organization
Molecular function (GO): actin filament binding
Source: RefSeq, a predicted model, not a curated record
ACGGCAAAGAGUGUGAAAGCUAAAAGCUUUCGGCUCUGCCAUUUCAUAUAAUUUUCUUUUAUUACAGUUUUGACCCUUUUCCCUUCAAACUGUAACCACCUAAUCUUUCACAUGUAAGCAUAGCUUACAGUGGCUUAUUAUCAUCUUCUUGUUUUUGAUGAUGAUGAAAAUGCAGAGUGUUUUUGUGUAGUUGGAAAUCAACCAAGCUCUGUAAGCUUUGCUGAGUAAUCCUCAACUACCAUUCUGUCUCUCUCCUUUGGCUUUUGUUCACUCUGUAGAACAGAAGUUGAAAGCUCAUCUUUUUCUAAUUUCUCUUUCAAGAAUAGAGCAGACACAGAGCAGGAAAUGUGGAAGCUUUGUUUACAGAACAAACUUCUCUUACAAUCCCACUAAUCAUAACUUUACAUUUAAUCAUUUUCUUCUCUCUUUUUCUUGAUUGGAAGAGGUACCAAGUUGAUUAGAGAGACUGUGUGUGUGUAUAAUGGCUACCUUCACUAGUAUUCUCCUUCUUGUCUCCUUCAUUUACACCUUGGCGGCCACCACCACCUCCUCCUCUCUUCACCGUCAUCUCCUUCAUCAACCCUUUUUGCCUCCUGCUUCCACUGUCCCUCCAAGCCAACCUCCUUCUCUUUCUCCCCAACCUCUUCUGCCUCAUUCUAAACCAAAAUAUCCUUUCUCCACCACUCCCAACAUCCCACAAAAUCCUUUCUUUCCUUCCUUUCCCUCACCUCCUCCUCCUUCCGUUUCUACUCCAACCACUUUUCCGGCCAACAUUUCCUCCCUCUUCUUUCCUCAUCCACCUUCCCCCACCUCCCACCGCCACCUUAUCAUCGCCAUCUCUAUUUCCCUCUCUCUCCUCCUUGUUGCCAUCCUUGCAGCUCUUUUUGCUUUCUUUCUCUAUUCCCGUCGCCAGCACCACCACUACGCCACCACUUCCGAUAAAACUUUACGAUCCGACAGCCUUCGUCUUUUCCCACCAAACAGUAUCCCUUCCGACGGCUCUCCUAAGCCCCCCAAACUUCUACGUCGGCCAGAAGUUCCCAACACCAGCUCAGAGUUCUUGUACCUUGGUACCUUAGUAAACUCACGAAGUGGAAUCGAUGAUCAUCAGAAUGUUGCGAAUUCGAGCAAUGCUGGAAUCAAGAUUGGCUUAUCAUCCUCUCCUUAUCAAAAACUUGAUUCUCCAGAGCUCAACCCACUUCCUCCAUUACCCAGACAUAGCUAUACGCCGACUUAUAGAAGCGGAGAAGUUCCGUUUCGGCCAUGCAAGGAUGAUGAAGCUGUUACAGAUACAGAAGAAGAGUUGUUCUUUUCGCCGAGAGGAUCAUCUGGGGGAAAAGAGACGAUUCAAGAGAGUCCAGUACGUGUAGGAUCGAGUUCUAGACGAGAGCUUCAAGGAAGGAAUUUUGGGUCUAGAAGUUUUAAUUCCAGAACUGCUUCAUAUCCAUAUUCAAAUUCUUGUUCUCCAACAAAUUCUAUCCCCAAUAGUUCCUCUCCAUUGUCGAAUUUGAGUCCUAUAAGCACAAAAUCUAAAUCACCGGAGACUAUUAUCAGCUUCCCUGCUCCAAUUCAGUCGAUAAAGCGAUCAACAUUAUCCAGUUCUUUGUCUUCUUCACCAACCUUUUCAGGGAGAGAUUCAGGGAAUACCCAGAACUCUCCGGAGCGAAAUUCAGUUUCUUUUGGCCAGAAUAACCUUUCCCCGACGAGAAUCGAGAGUACCUCUCAGCAAUUUGCACCCACAAAACUGACGCCUCCUCCUCCACCGCCUCCUCCUUCACGGUUUUGGGAGAUUCCUGUGGGGGUGAGACCGGCUCAGGGUGUGAGCUCAGGGGGUUCUGGGCCUCCGGUGCUUGUUACUGCUUCAAGGCCCGUUUUUGUUGAGAGUGCAAUGCCAAUUUUAGCUAAUGAGCAAUUAAGCGUAGAGAGGAGUGAGGAGACCAUGAAGCCCAAGUUGAAGCCUUUACAUUGGGACAAAGUUAGAGCGAGCUCUGAUAGAGCUAUGGUGUGGGAUCAGAUCAGUUCCAGUUCUUUUCAAUUGAAUGAGGAAAUGAUUGAGACACUGUUUACUGUGAAUAAUUCAAAUUUGAAUGUGAAAGACAAUAAUGCUCGGCGACAGUCUCUGCCAUUACAGAACCAGGAGAAUCGUGUUCUUGAUCCCAAGAAGUCUCAGAACAUUGCAAUAUUGUUGAGGGCGUUAAAUGUGACCUCUGCCGAAGUAUGCGAGGCCCUUUUGGAAGGAAACUCGGAUACAUUAGGAACAGAGCUUCUGGAGAGUUUAUUAAAGAUGGCACCAACUAAAGAAGAAGAGCGCAAACUAAAGGAGUUCAAGGAUGAGUCACCAUUUAAGCUUGGUCCUGCAGAGAAAUUUCUCAAAGCGGUGCUCGAUAUUCCUUUUGCAUUUAAGAGGAUUGAUGCUAUGCUUUAUAUUGCUAAUUUUGAUUCAGAAGUUGAAUACCUCAAAAGAUCCUUUGAAACUUUGGAGGCAGCUUGCGAAGAAUUGAGAAACAGCAAAAUGUUCUUGAAGCUUUUAGAAGCAGUACUGAAAACUGGGAACCGCAUGAAUGUUGGCACUAAUCGUGGCGAUGCUCAUGCUUUCAAGCUUGACACACUCCUUAAGCUGGUUGAUGUUAAGGGGACAGAUGGAAAGACUACUCUCUUGCAUUUUGUUGUACAGGAAAUCAUCAGAUCUGAAGGUUCCCGUGUUUCUGGUAUAAAUCAUAAUCAAAUGGCAGAGAAAACUCAACAAUCCACAUUCCAGGAUGAUGUUCAAUUUCAGAAGCUUGGCCUGCGAGUUGUUUCGGGUUUGAGCGGAGAGCUCACCAACGUGAAGAAAGCUGCAGCAAUGGAUUCAGAUGUGCUUAGCAAUGAAGUUGCAAAACUGAGCAUCGGAAUUACAAAAGUCGGCGAAGUUCUUAAACUAAAUGAGGAUAUUUCAUUGAAGGAGAGUACCAGGAAGUUCCCGGAAUCAAUGACCAGAUUCCUGAAGAAGGCAGAGGAAGAAAUUGUCAGGGUUCAAGCACAAGAGAAACUUGCUCUCUCACUGGUGAAGGAAAUAACCGAGUAUUUCCAUGGGAACUCGUCUAAAGAAGAAGCUCAUCCAUUCCGGAUAUUUAUGGUGGUAAGGGAUUUUCUUUCCAUUCUUGAUCAUGUAUGCAAAGAAGUUGGAAAGAUCAAUGAGAGAACUAUAUGCAGUUCAGUCCGGCCAAUGCCGGGAAACUCAAACCUUCCGCCAGUUUUUCCAGGAUUCACUGGAAGACAACAUUAUGGUACACUGGAUGAUGAAACUUUAUCCUUGUCCCAAUAUUGAUCUCCAUCAUGAGAGAGACUGCAAUUCUGCUGAAUCCCUCACUGAGAUGCCUGUCAGACAAUCAGUGGCACAUUCAAAAGAGGAUCUGAGUUAGAGCUUUCUUGAUAUGGAGUCUUUGGGUUAAUGGAUUGGCCUUUUUUCUACAAGAUCUUGGUUCUGUUUAUUUUGUGUAAUAUACCAAAAAAAUUACGUCAGGAUGUAAUAAAGUACUAAUGCUAGAAUAGCUGAAUCUUUCUUUGUAAAUUUGUUGGAAGCUGAAUUGGAAGUCUUAUUGUUCCUCUGAUGUAAAUCGUUUAGAAGCUGAAUUGAAGUCAUUUUGUUAAUGUCAUUACUGCAAACUUGAAAUCAA